Molecule: messenger RNA, 4226 nt
Organism: Owenia fusiformis
Lineage: Eukaryota; Metazoa; Annelida; Polychaeta; Sabellida; Oweniidae
Source: the annotation of a GenBank genome assembly
AAGCAGAGGUGAAUAUAGUAUAAAGUUUGAUUGGAGAUUGGUGACAUAUCUCAAAGAUGGGCUGCAACUUAUGUAAUACACCUGUGCAGUUUGCCACACUUUUCCUUGCUCUACUUGUAUUAGCACAGACUCAAGACACAGUAGAUCCAAGUCUCCGAAGACCUCCAAGCAUUGAAGUGCAGCCAACUGAAAAAUGGGGACAGAAACACAUAUACACGUAUAGUCAAAAUCUCCAAAUAGAACUGCCUUGUUCUGCAUCUGGAACGCCAAAACCAGAGUAUAUAUGGAAGAAGGAUGGUGUAGAGAUUGCAAGGUUGAAGGAUGAUGGAAAGUAUUUAGUAACGCAGUUGAGAGAAAAUAAUGGACGUUACCAGUGUUUUGCGGAGAAUCUUUAUGGGACAGCUCUUUCUGAUAGUAUUGAGUUAGUUGUUGCAGAUAUUGGCCCUUUCUCCGAUGAUCAGACAAUUAGAAAGACAGUAAAAGAAGGUGAACCCUUGAAGUUACAUUGCAAUGGUCUGCCUGCUAGUGUACCUGAUCCCAAAAUAACAUGGGCUGUAUCUAAGGAAAGGGGAGAUACAUCUCCUAUUACAAUCCAAGUUGAUAAUCGCCUUUCUAUUGAUGAUGAAGGAGCCCUCCACUUUGCUUACACCACAAUGAGUGAUAAUAAAUUCAAUGAUCAGAUGGAACGAGGUCUGUAUACAUGUAAUGCCUACAAUGGCUUCCUGUUGGCAUCGUACGGAGGGAGCUUCCACGAGUUGACAGUCAAUAUAAAUGCUGCUGCAGUUGACACACCAGCAAAAAUGGAAUGGAGCACUCCAAGUCCUGUUACGGCACUUGUCACGAAGGAAUUGGUUAUCAAGUGUAUUUGCAUUGGCAAGCCGUCACCAUCCGUGUCAUGGGAGAGAGUUGGUAGCAGAUUGCCUGGAGCACCAAGGCAGCUGGUAAGAGAUAGUGGCAGGGAACUUGUGAUUAGCCCAGUACAAGAUGAUGAUGAGGGAGAGUAUAGGUGCAGAUGCACUAAUGGUGUCAAUGGCGGUAGUGCCCAGGAGAGAACAAUAAUGGUCAAUGUUGAAUCUGCAGCACAAUGGGUAAUUCAGCCUUUGAAUAAGAAUGCUACAGAAGCAAAGGCAGCAAGUUUCAUAUGUAGGGGAAGUGGGGAACCUGUCCCUACCAUUCAGUGGCUUAAGAAUGGACAGCCAAUUGAAGCUAUUAACGACAAGAGAGUAACUGUAUCCCCAGAUGGAACAAACCUGACAAUAGCAGACCUUAAAAAAGCCACAGACUUGAUGGUUGUCCAAUGUAACAUCUCAAACAUCCAUGGAUACGCAUUCGGGGAUGCAUAUCUCAAUGUUCUUGAACCAACAGUGUUUGUUCUUCAACCAACCAAUGUUCAGUUGGACCCAGAAACUGAUGUAAUAUUCAAGUGCCAGGCAAAGACUGACCCCAGUCUAAGAAUCACUAUUGAUUGGCUAAGGGAUGGCGAACUGAUUGUAUACAAACAGGACCAGAUCUUCAAGAAUGAUGAGAACUCUUUAGUGAUCAUGACCAGUCAGAUGGAUGACAAGGGAGCCAAGUAUGCUGACAGCACAUACACCUGUCAGGCACAGACAGCUAUGGGGGCUGAACAGGCAAAUGCUAGACUCGAGUCUAUAAUAGGACCAGGUGGAGUGACUGGAGCAAGUACGGGUUUCCCAUGGUAUAUAAUUGUCAUUGUUGCUGUUAUCCUGCUUAUCAUUAUCAUCUUCUUGAUUUGUUGCUGCUGCUUGAGAAAUAACAAAGGAGACUCAUACCCAGUUGACAGAAAUGAGAGAAAGGCUGGGCAUGAUCCUGAAAAAGAAAUGGCUGACAGUGGCUUCCAUGAUUACACUCGGCCUGAGGACCAACCCGGUGCUAGAAGUAGGGCCUCUAUCAGCUCUAGCAUCAAGUAUGACAGUGAAGAAGACGAAGAACUCGACCAAUAUGGAGAUAUUGACACUGGAAAAUUCAACGAGGACGGAUCCUUUAUUGGUUUAUAUGGCCAAGAUAAGAAAAAGAAGAAAAGGAGAGAUGAUGAUAAUACCUAUGAUAAUAGUGUGAUGUUACCUCCCGCCCCCGCUGAUACCACCGUGUAAUGCCUUCAUUGAUACUCGUCCCGUUGAUUCAGAUUCCUUCAGGGUGUGUAAUCCAGCAGAGAAUAAAGAGAAUAAAAAUAUCCCAAAAAAUUUCUAAAAAACAAUGGACUUUCUAAUCUAGAGAAUGUUUUCAAAAUUCUAGAUUUUCCAGGAUUAACAAUGGCUUGACCAGAGAAGGACUUGGUUCACCAUGAAGAAUUUUUUUAAGGAAAUGGUGAAAUGCAAAUUGAGAGAUAAAUAUGUAUAUAAUGAACUAUUUUUCAAUUCAUGUAUUUUUACAAUGUUUUUUAACUGUCAAUUUAGAAAAAUUGUAUGAUUUUAUUUGGUGCUUUUUAAAUUUGGAUGCGAUGUUUUAACAUUCCUUUUUACUAUCACAACUGGGAACAAAAUGAAAUGUAUUAACUUUUUACUAUUCAUCUUUAAAAUCAUUAAAUAUCAUUUCUGACCUAUUACAAAUUACAUUCCUUUGAAAUCAUCCUGAAAACUGAUUUACUUUUUUGUAGUAGUAGUAAACAUACUGCAUGUUGAGUUUUUUCUACACUGGCCAAAUCUCUUACACCACAUAUGUGUAGAUGACUUUAACUCACUUAGAAUGCAGACUUGUGUCCUCUGUUAUGUUGUGUGCCGAUCUUCAGAACGUGGCAAAGUGUAAAUUGGUCCCGGGUUGUGGGUGUUAAAUAAAUAUAUGUAUAUCUAAAUCUAUCAUGUCUAACAUGACUGUUAUCUGUAGACACUAAACACUUUUGUAAUAUUUGUAGUUGGAACUAUGGUGAUAUAAUCACAUUUUCUGGACCAUAAUGUACCCAUUCUAAUCACAGCAAACAUGACACCCCAGAUGUAAUAUAUUAUUACUUGAUUCGCUUGAAGUUGAUUUGGUGUUGUCUUUGUGUUUCACACUGAAUUCCACAUGUAAUCCAUCUGUUGAAUAGUACAGUAAAAACCUGUUUGGUGGAGUAAAACUAAGUAUUUUUUGAGUCACAUUUGGAUUAUGUGUAGAAUUAGUGUGAUUCUUUCAAGGCCACCCUUUAUGUGAUUAUAUUGUACUUGUUUGUGCUUUUAGAGUUCAGUUGCACUUCAGUGCAGUUGCUUGGAGUAUUUCAUAUAGCACUAGUAGGGAAUACAAGUGUUGGUUUUACAAUAUUAAUUUAUAAAAACCAUCUAGGACGCAAUCAUAUGAUCAGCUAAGAAAAAGAAAAAUUACUUAAGUGAAAACAGGGAAUUUGUGCCCUGUUCCUUGGCCAAUGUACCUGACUGUCAAAAUCAGCAAACAAAGCAUUUUAGUUCAUUAGGGACACAUUUUAGAUAGUUUAAAUUGUUCAUUGAUAGUAGAUUUUUAUGUGUUAUAAAGUGUUUGUUUUGUGUAUGAAAUCUGCAUCAUAGUUGUAAAUAGUCGCGUAGAUGUAUCAUGCAUAAAUGUAUCUCAUUGACCAUUGUAUUAUAGGAUAUGUAGGUGGUAAUGUACUAGCAUGAGGUCAUAUUGUCCUCUGUGUAUCUAUAUAUGUAAACGCUUAUUGUUUCAUGACCUCAUACUAGCACAUGACCAACUAAGCAAUACUGCGAAUUUCCGCAGAUUAUUUUGUAUAAUAAACAUUAUAGGAUCUCAAAGUGUUAAUAUUAGCCCUGCGUACAAAAAUAUUGUAAAUAUAAUAUUAAUGUUUGUACGUGUGAAAGGCGUUAACCUAGAGAUGAAAAAUAAAGUGUUCAUAUCCCGUAGGGUCAUUUUUAACAUGGGCCUAUCUAAUGUAUAAAAUGAAAAGCAGUCUUGUAUGAUACAACAUGUUUGUAUAUAUUGGUAACAAACCAGUAGGCAAUCUACAUUACAGUGUGUACAUUAUGCUGUAUGAAAACCACCCUAAAAUAUAGGCUUUAAUGUCUAUGGCAAAUUUUGUCAGUGUGUGCUACUUCGCAAUUAGUUGGUUGUAACUGCAUCUAGUUUUUCUCUACUAAGAUCAUGCGAAAAUCAAAGAAACCCAGUCCUUUUGAAAUAUAAGUGUUUCACAGUAUAAAUUCCAGAAUAAACUUGAUUCUGUAUGUAUGCUCAGUAAUGUACCUUGUCCUGGAAUAUGUAUCUUUUGUAUCUGUAUAUAAGCAAUGCAUUUAAAUGUAAUCAUAAUU